AUGAGCGGGGGCCGCUUCGACUUCGACGAUGGCGGGGCGUACUGCGGGGGCUGGGAGGGGGGCAAGGCCCACGGGCACGGCCUGUGCACCGGCCCCAAGGGCCAGGGCGAGUACUCGGGCUCCUGGAACUUCGGCUUCGAGGUGGCGGGCGUCUACACCUGGCCCAGCGGAAACGCCUUCGAGGGCUACUGGAGCCAGGGCAAGCGGCACGGGCUGGGCGUAGAGACCAAGGGACGCUGGCUGUACAAGGGCGAGUGGACGCACGGCUUCAAGGGGCGCUACGGCGUGCGGCAGAGCGCCAGCAGCGGCGCCAAGUUCGAGGGCACGUGGAACAACGGCCUGCAGGACGGCUACGGCACCGAGACCUACGCGGAUGGAG
Carlito syrichta (Philippine tarsier) is the source of this 379-nucleotide messenger RNA. RefSeq names its product junctophilin-2-like. The record is from RefSeq and is a predicted model, not a curated record. Gene Ontology annotation, cellular component: sarcoplasmic reticulum; junctional membrane complex; plasma membrane. NCBI's taxonomy places the organism in Eukaryota, Metazoa, Chordata, Mammalia, Primates, Tarsiidae. The transcript has a single exon. The annotation marks the transcript as partial.